This is a messenger RNA of Closterium sp. NIES-65, 603 nucleotides long. NCBI's taxonomy places the organism in Eukaryota, Viridiplantae, Streptophyta, Zygnematophyceae, Desmidiales, Closteriaceae. The record is from the annotation of a GenBank genome assembly.
AUGCGCAGAGUCGCGACUCACUCCACCACCGCCGCCUCCGCCGCCGCCGCCGCCGCCUACUCCGCCUUCGCCGCCUCCUCCACCUCCGCCUCCUCCACUACCUCCGCCGACUCCGCUCCCUCCGCCACCUCCACUGCCUCCGCCGCCUCCACUAUUGCCGCCGCCGCCGCCACCCCCAGCACCACGCCCACCUCCGCCCCCACUCCCUCCACUGCCUCCACUACCACCUCCACCACCCCCUCCAGCCCCUCCAACGCCCUUGCCCCCCUUGCCCUUGCCGGUGCGGCGUCUCCCGCUUGGGGCAGGCGCAGUGCCGACCGACUCGAAACCAACGAGGUCGGCCGCAGCAGUAGAGGCAACAGAGGUCGGGCGGCUCGGAGGUCGGGCGGCUCGGUUGCUCGGCGACUCGGAGGUCGGGCGGCUCGGUUGCUUGGUGCUGGGCGGCUCGGCGGUCGGGCGGCUCGGCUGCUAGGCGGCUCGGCUGCUGGGCGGCUCGGCGGUCGGGUGGCUCGGCUGGCCGGCGGUUCAGCUGCUUGGCGGUGCGGGCGCUGGGCGGCGGGGACGCAAGUGGCGGCGGGGCCGCAGGUGGCGACGGGGCCGUAG